Molecule: messenger RNA, 1509 nt
Organism: Neurospora tetraspora
Lineage: Eukaryota; Fungi; Ascomycota; Sordariomycetes; Sordariales; Sordariaceae
Exons: 3
Coding region: 1-1509 (502 amino acids)
Source: RefSeq, a predicted model, not a curated record
AUGGGCGGCAAUUGGGGCUGGGAAAUGGCGGCGGUGCUUCUGAGCUGUUGCUCGCUCGCCGCUACCAUCACCGUUCUGAAGUUAUACGACGGCAUCAACGUGAAUUCCUGGAAGUUCUACCUCUCCUUGAGCACGACCAUCUCGAUCUUAUCCCAAGUCUCGCGCACCUCCAUGGCCUUUGCCCUCACCUCAUGCAUCGGGCAGGCCAAAUGGAAUUGGUUCUCGAGACGGGAAGACCGCCUGGCUACGUUUAGCCAGUUCGAUGCGGCGAGUAGAGGCCCCCUUGGGAGUUUGGCUUUGUUCGAGCCUUAUUCUGAUUCCACCCCUGGUGAGCAAGUUAAAUACGUUUUGGGGAGGCAGACACAAGGUGAUUCAGCCGUUACGCUGAGGAACUCGAAGGGAAAACUGGUGCAGGAAAGUCUCCGUAGUUUGGAGGAUUCGUUCAUGCACACCGGCGGGAAAGUGAUUGCCGACCGACGGGAAACCUUUCAUUUUCGCGACGCCUUCACCACGUUUAUCGUCUUCCAAAUCCUCAAAGCCCCGAGGAACUACAUAUCACAGCAAAUGGCUUGGGAGGAUGAGCAACCGGAGGCUUGGGAGUGCGGCUUCUCCUUCUGCAUUAACCGGUACAACUCGACAGUCCAGGAUGGCAUUCUGUACGAGACGGUCCUGAGUUCAGCCAAACAGGCAUUAUCAGAGUCUAUGAGAGCUGUACCUCACCAACACGGCGGCAACAUGGGAAACAUCACCAACGGAACCGAGCAGUGGCAAUUCUGGAGCUACCCAAGAAACUACACCCUCUACAGCCCCCUAGGAGCCGAAGCCGUCAAUCUAUCAACAUGGGACCAAUCCAAACUAUGGGACUUCGACCGCGACUCUCUCGAGCUACAGAUUCCCAAUGACUGGUCGAAGCUCACCUACGCAGACAACUCUAGCCAUCUCCCACAGCCCGAAGACUCCCGGAGUCUUGGCAUCUCAGCGCAGGCCGUCCACUCAACAAUCUACUGGUUCCUCCAGCAAUACCCCAUGUUCAGGGACAUGACCCCGCGACUCUCCUACAGCGGCGCGAUAGGCACCGGCGACAACGACUCCGUCGGCAGGUCCAUAGCCAAGUCGACCAACGUCACCGAGACCUUUGAGAACGCAGCCAAGCGGAUGACGGCCUUCCUGCGCGAGCUGCCUCAGACCAUCGAUUAUGAACAGGAUUACGUCAACGGCCAGGCCUUUGUCUGGGUGCAACACAUUCGCAUACGCUGGCCGUUCAUCACGUUUCCUGUCGCGGUCGCGGUUGCCGGGCUGGUGUUCGUCCUGUUGACGACCGCUGGAGUGGCGGAUAAGGUCUCGAAACAGACCGUUGUCACUCUGAACAGGGAUUCUUCCGAUGGGAGUUUUGAGUUGAAGGAGUCGAAGGAAUCGGCUUCUGCUACCGGCGCGUUAUUGGAUAGCGAUGCUUCGAGCUGGAGUGAGUCGCUCACGAACAGAAACAGAGAUGGGCGGGAGGGGAUGUGA